AUGGAGAAAUUUCAGAAGUAUAGGCCUCCAUAUUUCAGUGGUGUGAGUUCUGACCCAUUGCCACCAUCAAAAUGGGUGGAUGGAAUUCAGAAGACAUUGGCAGUGUUAGGUUGCAAUGAUGAACAAAAGAUUAUGUGUGCAACCUAUCAACUGCAAAAUGAAGCCUAUGCCUGGUGGAAGGCUACCAGACCUAUACUGCUAGCCACACAUCCAUAUCCCACUUGGGAUCAGUAUGUAGAGGUGUUUUAUGGGAACUAUUUCCCUAUCAGUGUGACAAACAGGAAGGAGUUAGAGUUCAUGGCUUUGACUCAGGGACCUAAGUCAGUUCUGGAAUACCAACAACAGUUUGAGGACUUGUACUGUUUUUCCCUGGCACAUAUGAAGAAUGACAGUGCAAAAACAAAGAAAUUUGAGAAGGGUUUGAAGUAUGGUAUUGGAGCUAUGCUAGUAGCUCAUCGGCUCCAAAAUUAUGUAGAUGUGGUUCAUAUUGCAAAGUCUAUUGAGGACAAGCAGAGGGAAUGUUACCAGAUUCAAGCUGCAAGAAGGACCAGAACCGGAAGCACAGGGAGACAAUUUGGAAGGUUUGGAAGGGGAGCCUCUUCUUCUGCCACAACAACCAGACAAAGAGCAGAUGGGGCAUUAUGCAAUAUUUUGUCCUCUAAAGAGAAAUUUGGUGAACAAAGUGUGACUUCUUCUUCUUCUGCACCCACCAAGAAGUCACAAGCAACUGGGAAGGUCUUCUUUGCACUAACAAUUGAGGAAUCUAAGAUUGCACUUAGAGUAGUGAUAGGUAUAGUGUUUGUCUCUAAUAUACCAGCAUAUGGACACAGAAAGAAAGCAGAGAAAAUGUUGAUUUCAGCUAUCCAAGUACAAAAAUUGUUAGAAGAAGGAUGUGAAGCAUACUUGGCAUGUGUCCAAGAUACAACAAGGGAAACUGCAAUACUGGAAGAACUGGAAGUAGUAAAGGAAUUUUCAGAUGUAUUUCCAGAGGAUUUGUGUAGUGUGCACCUAGAUAGAGAGACUGAAUUUUGUAUUGAUUUAGUAACUGGGGCAACACCAGUUUCAAAAGCACCCUACAGCAUGGUUCCUACUGAAUUGAAGGAGUUGAAGGAACAGUUAUAG
Molecule: messenger RNA, 1122 nt
Organism: Macadamia integrifolia
Lineage: Eukaryota; Viridiplantae; Streptophyta; Magnoliopsida; Proteales; Proteaceae
Exons: 3
Coding region: 1-1122 (373 amino acids)
Source: RefSeq, a predicted model, not a curated record